GUUCACACUGAACAGCAGAGAGAAGAGGAGAGAACCUUCUGUGGCUCCUUCCGUGGGCACAGCGUUGUCUUCAGAGUUUUGAGUACCAUUUACGCCUGAGGACGCCAUCGAAGAGUAUAUAAGAGGUGCAGAGGUCACCAAGUUUUCUGAAAGAGUAGCUGAGUUGACGAACUGCAGUGAGGAGCUAACGUUCUGCCGACAUGUCCUCCUUCAAGUAUGUCAUCGUCGGAGGCGGUGUUGCAGGCGGGUAUGGUGCUUGGGAAUUUACCAAACAUGGACUGCAGCCUGGGGAGUUGGCUAUCAUCUCCAAGGAGAAGGUCGCCCCCUACGAGCGCCCCGCUUUGAGCAAGGGCUACCUCUUCCCCGAGAACCCGGCCAGACUGCCUGGUUUUCAUACGUGCGUUGGGGGGGGCGGUCCCAAGGGGUUGCCAGAAUGGUACAAGGAGAACGGUAUUGAGCUGAAGUUGGAUACGGAGGUCGUCAAGGCGGACCUCAAGAGCAAGACGCUGACGACCGACAAGGGCGAGACGAUCAAGUACGAGAAGCUGAUCAUUGCAACCGGAGCCGGAGUCAUCAACCUGAAAGACUUCAAGAUGCCUGGCGCUGACGCCGACGGCAUCUAUUACAUCCGGGAGGAGGAGGACGCGGCAAAGCUCUACGAGGCCAUGCAGAAGCAUAAGGGGGCUAAGGUUAUUGUGGUGGGCGGAGGUUACAUUGGUUGCGAGGUGGGAGCGGGACUCAGCCUGAACGGAUUGGACGUCACGAUCGUGUACCCCGAGCCGCAUUUGAUGCCCCGCCUGUUCACACCAGAGAUUGCGUCCUUCUACGAGGGCUACUACGAGGCCAAGGGCAUCAAGGUGUUCAGGGGCCGGCUCGCAGCCGCCAUCGUCCAACACGAUGGACAGCCAAAUAAGAUCCAGUGCGUGCGGAUGAAGGACGGGGAGGAGUUGCCGGCCGACUUUCUCGUGGUGGGCAUCGGGGCGCGCCCCAGAGUGGGGCUUUUCGAGGGCCAGCUCGAAAUGGCCAAGGGCGGCUUCAAGGUGGACGGCAAUUUCAAGACGAGCGAGCCAGACGUCUACGCGGUGGGUGACGUGGCGGCGUUCCCGCUGAAGAUGAAGGACGGCGAGCUGACACGUGUCGAGCACGUGGACAACGCGCGGAAGAGCGUGAUGCAGGCGGUGCAGGCCAUCAAGGCGGAGGAGAAGGGCGAGAGCAUCCCCGAGUAUGACUACCUGCCGUACUUCUACUCCCGCGUCUUCAAGUUGAGCUGGGUGUUUUACGGCGAGAACGUGGGCGACGUCGUUGUGUGGGGCCGCGAGGAGGCGAUCAAGGAGGGCGGCAAGUUUGGCGCCUACUGGGUCAACGACAAAAAGGUGGUCGGGGCCUUCCUCGAGAGCGGGACGCCGGACGAUAACAAGCUGAUGUCCGAAGUUGCGCGGAAGCGACCGAGCGUUGAGUCUCAGGAGGAGCUCAAGUCGGGGCUAGCGUUUGCGGCUAAAAUCUGAACGUUUUAUGCAGACGCAAGGGCUAGUGUUGGGCGACUGAAGAGUCGACUUUAAGCGGUUUGGCUGCGUCGCUUGCUGGUCGUCCGCAGUUUCUUGAGAACAGCGAUGAAGAAGCUGCUUCUGAAGAGCCUGGUCAAUGCUUAUCGUGAUUUGAGUGUAAACCAGCAGCGUUGAUAACAGCAUUAAGCGGGGCAGCAGUAGCGGACUCAUUCUUUAUUGGGCGAAGGCCUUCUCUCUUCGUAACAGAAACGAACUCAAUGCGGAUGUGGAGGAGAUAUAUCAUUGAUCUCCGUAGUAUCAAGUUCAAAGUGGAUCAUUGUAUCUUUGAAGUGGAGUGAGCUAGACAUGUUGACGUACUAGGUUGCAGUUCCUCGCACUCUGAGAUUCUCCAAUCGCUUCACGGCGGUACACUGUGCUUCGACCUUGCCGGGGCUCUGACAUCUCAAAUCAUGCGUCUUUCAAUG
Klebsormidium nitens is the source of this 1969-nucleotide messenger RNA. Lineage: Eukaryota; Viridiplantae; Streptophyta; Klebsormidiophyceae; Klebsormidiales; Klebsormidiaceae. The record is from the annotation of a GenBank genome assembly.